AUCCAACUGUUUUUGGUUUUGUAUAACACUUUGUUUGCAUUGUUUUAGGUAUACCAAUCCAUACAUUAAUGAAACUCUAAUCUAUCUAAACCCCAGGAUGACAACCAAUGAUGACGAGCAGCAGAAAUUGACUAUUCUUUCCUGGAAUGUAAAUGGUUUUAACCGCAAAAGGUGUGAGGUGCUUCAUCAUUUAAAUCUCCUGAAGGCAGAUGUAGUGUUUCUGCAAGAAACUCAUGUGGGUCCUGAUCGAAUCUACUCAACGGGGAGCAUCAAAUAUCAAGAUUUAGAAAAUGAUUACAUGGCCAUGUUCACUGUAUUUAAAGGAAGCUCCCGAGGGGUGGCCAUCUUGUUCAAAAAGAACCUGGGAUGUGGUGGUUUCAGUGUCAACGGUGACGAAAAGGGAAGAUUCAUGAUCAUCUCAUGUCAAAUUUGGGGGCAUGACUUUGUGUUUAUUAAUGUGUAUAACUCGAGUGAUGACAAAAUUACGUUUACAGACUUCUCCAAAUUUUCAACCUGCAUCCCGUCCACCGCGUUUCUGGUGGUAGGUGGUGAUUUUAACACCGUGAUGGAUGCAGGCCUUGAUAAAACAUCAAAUCUGCGAAACCGAAGUCACAGAAAAUCACUCAGUGCUCUCCAAAGAUUUCUGGAAACUUUCGGCCUGGUGGACGUCUGGCGAUGUCUUUAUCCUGAAGUAAAAAGCUUCACUUAUUUUGGUGGGAAAAGUCAGUCGAGAUUGGACUACUUCUUCCUGAAAAGUCACAAUAUAUCCUGCAUAGCUGCUUGUAGCAUUCACAAAAGGCCAAAGCACUCUGAUAAGGAGGAGUAUGUUUCUGAUCACGCCCCAUUGUCCAUUCAAAUUCAGAUAGAUGGACCGAAAUGGCAGUUCGAUUCUUGUCUUCUUGAAGAUGAAACGUGUAUGGAGCAACUCUCAAACACAAUAAGGAAAAUUUCAAGAAUUAAUGCACAUAAGAAAGAAUAUCUGUGGCCAGGAUUGAAGGUUAGACUUGUAUGUGAGGCAGUAGCUUUGCAGAGAUCUCACCUCAAACCAUCAUGUUCAGAAACUGCAGAAUUUCCUCAAGAGAUGGACCAAGGAGCUUUUUCAGAUGCAGAAUCAUCCAUUGAGGCUCUUCACACAGCAAAAACAUCAAGCCUUCUGAACUUUUUGAAUCAUUUACACCAAACUGAGAGAUUUGAUGACGUAAAAUCCACUCUGAUUACCGUUCUAAACGAAUACAUUUCGAAAAAAGAAAUUCUGGAUGCAAUACUCUCUCUGCCUCAGUCUGAGAGUCCAUCAGUUGAUGGGCUAACUGUGCAUUUCUAUAAGCAUUAUGCUUGUAAAAUUACUGACCUGUUACAAGUAUUUUUCAAUCAAAUCUUCGACUCGGUUAAACACUCAGUUAUUGACUCACCGAAUCCACAAAGAGAUGAUCAUUCAUACAGCUGUAAUAUUCAAUAUCACUGCAGUCCGAUGACAAUAUUUAACGUGGACUAUAAAAUUCUGGCUGUGAUUCUAGCAGAGAGGCUGAAUGGUGUUAUUGAACACAUUUUAAAUCCAGGUGAACCAAGCGAACCACACCGUUUGAUUAAACACAACAUUAAUCAAAUCCCAAUGCUGAUUAUUGCAUUACAACUCGAUCCAGGUGCCCUGAAAUGGCCAUUUCUGUUUAAUAGCUUAAAGUCUGUGAACCUACCUGACAAAUUUAGAUCUGUGUUGAAGCUGUUGUUGUUGGCAGAUCAUAACAGAUCUCAGGGCCUGAGGGCAGGGUGUCCAUUGACUCCUUUAUUAAUCAGCAUCUGCCUUCUUCCUCUCAUUAACUCUGUUAACCGUGAGAACAGACCUGAAGUCCAAGGAGAAAACCUAAAGUCAGUCAUUGAAAAAAACACAGCCGUAAUUUUGCUUCCUAAUUCUAACGAGGCUUUAGGUGGUUUUGAAACAAUGCUAAGCGAUUUUAUUGAGACGUCAGGGUUUAUCGUUGACAAAAGAAAUGAGGUUUUCAUACCUGGUUUUUCUGGUUUGAUUUAGUCAAAGGCAGCUUACGCUUUUUAAGAAACGGACAAUGGAUUUUGUAGUUUAGAAAGUGGUUGUAAGGUCUGAAUAAUGAUGAAAAAAUAUGUUACGAUUCAUUCGCGUGUUUUCAUCGAUUAUCUGUGAGGCUGACGACAUUCCAUAAAUUAAUCAUUUGCAUAUAUUAAGAAUCACCUCAACUUUGACUGUUGCAAAGAGUAUAGAAUCACCAAGAGGCGACACUUUCUUGCUAUUUGGCAAACAGCUGUUAGAUGCCGCUACUGUCAUUUUGGAAUAAAAAUGAAAAACAACAGCACUGAUAUGAAUUAAUCAAAAUAUUGAGUUAAAUUUGAGUUAAAAUGUUAUACUAAAUAUAUAAAUGAGUAUGGCAUAAAUGAGUAUGGCCUUCAUGAUUUUCAUUAAAAGCAGCAAGACUUCUAUGGAUGGAAUGAACAAGCUGGCUACAUUUUGCUACAUCUAUCUUUUCUAAUCUUCAAGAGUUGCUCAAAGAGAUGCUCAACUUACUAUCUCUUCAGAAUUACUCAUUUGUGUUCAAUUGGAUUUAGGAGACAUUUAUAAUAAUAUAUUAACAUAUUUUACAUAAAAGCUUUAUUAGUCUUUCUUUAACAGACAACACAAUACUAAACUACACAAUACAGACAAAAAAUACUAUUAUAACAUAAUACUGCAACAAAAAGUGUAGUCAGUCUGUUAGCUACAUCUCAUUUUGAAAGUCAUGCUAAUUUAAUUUAACAUGUCAGUAGUAAUUCAUGCUAGUGCGUUAACUAUUAAAGUUAAUUAUGGUUAAUUUAUGAAAAAUUAGGUCUGUAAAAUAAACUAUUAAAAGUGCUGAUGAUCACCAGUCUUCUGACUGUACGUGUUGUAUUGUCGUAUAUAAUGCGCUUUUUAAAUAAAUAAAUAAUAAACAAAGCAGCUGCUUGCCAGCGCAACAGCAGUCAGAUCAGCCCCCCAUGAACAUUUUCAUGUAUUUACAUCAAUAUGUUGCCCGUUUUAUUAAUUGCAGUUAUUUUAUUUCACCAAAACUACACACAUUUUAUACUGUGAAAACAAAUAUUAAGCUUCAUCAGUAGUUAAAACGAUUCAGUUUGGCGAAACAGUUGUAUUAUUACCUCAUCAGCUUCAGCUCCUUAAAAUAAUGAAUGCUGAUGACAGUGCAGUGGACAGAUUUUGACAAGUCCCACUCCCACCUGCCGGUUGAAACAGGUACUGCUGAACAGCUGACUAUAUACCCCACACAAAAGCUGCAUUAAGUGGAAUGCGCGUGAUGUAGCCUAUUUUGUAAUUUUAAGUACUUGCAUAACAAAAUAAAUGUUUUACAACCUGUUUUUAAGUGCAGCAUAUUUUAAAAGAUCAGGGGCUUUUGACAAUACAUCAGAGGGCUUAAGCCCCCCAAGCCACUGAAUCAGAUCCAUUGGACCGAUCGCUUUCACUCCAAAAUGGCCGAACCGCUCUGCUGUUGCAAUAGACCACAGGUGUCAAACUCAGUUCCAAAAGGGCCGCAGCUCUGCACAGUUUAGUUCCAGCUCUAAUUAAACACACCUGAUCAAACUAAUUGAGUCCUUCAUGCUUGUUUGAAACCUACAGGUAAGUGUGUUGGAGCAGGGUUGGAACCAGGGGCGUAGCACCAAUAAUAAUUGCAAUAAUUUGACCAUAAACAGCUGAAAAAAUUUAUUGGAAAUAAAAAUGCAUUCUCUGUCACAAGGGGGGCGCUUUAGGAGCGCUGAAAUAUUAGGGUUUCCCUAGUAAUGACUGUACACAAAUCAGCAUUAUACUGUAUGCGACCCAAAUGGUCGCAAUUUCGAGCCCUGCAUUAGCAGCAGCUGUCUGGAGUUGACUAUGUUAACUUUAAUUAGAUGUAGUUUCAUAACAAGCAAACUCAGUUCACCUUUUGAAAAGAAAGCAGACAUUUGCUGCUUCCCCUCAUUCUGCCUCCUUUCUUUUUCCUUCCUGUCUUUCUUUUUUUGAAAGCCUGAUUUGGGCUUUUUGCGCAGCAUGAUCAGGCUCUAGACUCACUGCGUUACUUGUUUGCUGCCGGCUGCCGUCUAUGGGCGGACUAAACCAUUCCGGGGGUGGGGGGGGUGUUAUCAAUAUAUUUUGAAAUAAAUAAUGACAUUGACAUCAAUUGGAGGGGCCAAUUAAUUCAAAGAAGGCUACAAAAUAAUAAUAAUAAUUAAAAAUUGGUUGGAUUUCAAAGGGCCCUCUCCCUAGACGGGGCCCUGGGUAGUCAGGUCCACUUUUCCACCCACUACCACGCCCAUGGUUGGAACUAAACUGUGCCGGGCUUCGGCCCUCCAGGAAUUUAGUUUGACACCCCUGCAAUAGACCGUUCUAUCAAAGAGCUUAGAAUGUCAAUGACCUGAACUCUGUGCUCUUUGGUUCUGUUGAGUGUCGCCUCUUGGUGAUUCUAGCUCUUUGGCUGUUGUCAGUUUGGAAUUCACUCUCUGAUUGAGUCGACUCUCAUGAACUAAUUAAAAUAGCUAAAAAAAUGCAGAUAAAACGAGACGUUAUGAUAAACCAUGUAAAAUACACUAUUAUGAAUUAAUAUAAAUACCUAAAAUAUCACUGUGUUACUUUAGUUUAAAACUGUAUUUAUUAUUAAUUUAUUUUUAAAUGGUGCUAUUCUAUUAUACUUUUCGCCACCCACUGGUAUUUUGGUGUAACAUACAUAAUCAGAAUCGGCUAUUGCUGAAGGUCUAAUGAAUCUAUUUUACUGGUUCUGGCUUUUUAAGGGCAAGUUGUAGUUUGAACAUCUUUGUAAUUAAAUCAUAAAAAUCAAGACUAGAGUUACUGCUUUAAGUCAGUGAGUCAUCGAAAUAUAGUUCAUGUCCUUUUGAUUUUCAAAAAGUUUUAUGUAGGCCUACAUUUCAAGAAAAUGCAACAGUUUAAUGUAUUUUUGUGUGAAAAUAAAACACCAAAAUAUCACUGAAA
Messenger RNA from Danio rerio (zebrafish), 4954 nucleotides. The record is from RefSeq and is a predicted model, not a curated record. Lineage: Eukaryota; Metazoa; Chordata; Actinopteri; Cypriniformes; Danionidae.